Messenger RNA from Homarus americanus (American lobster), 561 nucleotides. RefSeq lists its product as uncharacterized. Bases 1 to 561 code for a protein of 186 amino acids. NCBI's taxonomy places the organism in Eukaryota, Metazoa, Arthropoda, Malacostraca, Decapoda, Nephropidae. The record is from RefSeq and is a predicted model, not a curated record. The transcript has 2 exons.
AUGCCAUAUCGUCCUUGGGGGCCCUUGGAAAGGUCCCUGGUGGAGGUGUCGCCCUUGGGAGGGUCCCUGGAGGCGCAGAUGCCCCCGGGAGAAUCCAUAGGGGCGCAGACACCCGUGGGAGGGUCCUAUAAAAUCCUCAACCCCUGGGAGAAUCCCUUAAAGCACAAUUCCCUGGGACGUUCCCUAGGUGUCCUUUCGCCCCUAGGAAGGUCGUUGGAGAUGCCGAUGCCCCAAAGAGGGUCCCUCAGGGCGAACCUGCCCAUGGAAGAGUUCCUGGGGGCGAACCCGCCCCUGGGAGGGUCCCUUGGGGAGAGGCUGCCCCUAGGAGGGUCCCUGGGGGCACUUCAGCCCUUCAGAGGGUCCCUACCACGCAUGCCAUAUCGUCCUUGGGGGCCCUUGGAAAGGUCCCUGGUGGAGGUGUCGCCCUUGGGAGAGUCCCUGGAGGCGCAGAUGCCCCCGGGAGAAUCCCUAGGGGCGCAGACACCCGUGGGAGGGUCCUAUAAAAUCCUCAGCCCCUGGGAGAAUCCCUUAAAGCACCACUUUCCCUGGGACGAUCCCUAG